Messenger RNA from Penicillium roqueforti, 2214 nucleotides. Its product is annotated as RING finger and CHY zinc finger domain-containing protein. The record is from RefSeq and is a predicted model, not a curated record. Gene Ontology annotation, cellular component: nucleus. Gene Ontology annotation, biological process: protein ubiquitination; ubiquitin-dependent protein catabolic process. The transcript is spliced from 3 exons. Bases 1 to 2214 code for a protein of 737 amino acids. Gene Ontology annotation, molecular function: zinc ion binding; ubiquitin protein ligase activity. Lineage: Eukaryota; Fungi; Ascomycota; Eurotiomycetes; Eurotiales; Aspergillaceae.
AUGAGUGGUUUCAUUUCCUCAUUGCUGAUCCAAGCUGGAAUACUAUCCCCCUUACCACCCCAACCGAACAGUCAACCAAAUGACGACGAAGCUAAAUUCCACCUGAACAAACCGACAUACCCCUCGUGUGAUAGUGAAGGCCAUAAAUUGAGUCCUCUACUGGACCAAGACCACGGACAGAACUCGAAUUGCGGAGAUGCGGGUGCGGGGUCCCUGCAUAGCCCUCCUUUCUUCACAACCCUACCGAAAGAGAUGGAUGGCCGAAACUCGCAAUCGGAGGGCACUCGAUCAGUGACCCAUAACACACCCGGAUCCAUCCAAAACAUAGAUGCGACCGCAGGCGCCUCCAUUGAUCACACACAUGAAAUCGACGUCACCGUGCAGCCGGACAGUUCGGGGAAUUCACUAGUUUCACAUCCCAGCGAGGCGCUGAGCUCGUCCAAUGAGCCACAACAUGCUUCAACAAUAUCCACCAGCGAGCCUCGGCAAUCUCUCGACAAUGCCUUUGAUCCGGAGGGACUGGCACAGUCUUCUCUUCCGGCGGAUGAUGGGAUGGGAGUUCUAAGAAGCAAGAUCAUUGCAAUCAGGGAGUUGGAGCUCACCAAUGUUGAAAAGGCGCGCAUGGUUCACGGUUUGAUGACAGAAGGUUACCACUCAUCCCGUGAGCUCCGAAGCGCCCCUGGUCUAGGGGUAUUCUCAACUCCAUCAAGUCCGGCGAGCUUGGGGCUGCCAACAAGUCCGAGGACUCCGAGGGCCUCGGAGAUCAAUACUUCUAGGUCGGGCUCACCAUACUCCGAAUCAGACUCUCUUUACGAGACAACCUUCAAUCUCACAGCUGAAGAUCUGCAGCCCACCUUUGUACCCAAGGUAGAAACAGAAUCACCAGAACUCGAAACUGGGGACGAAGAGGGUGACACAGAAGAACAAGAAGAGACUAGUCUGGGGUGUGUGCAUUAUCACCGCAAUGUGAAACUUGAGUGCCACACUUGCAAAAAAUGGUAUACCUGCCGCUUCUGUCAUGAUGAAGUCGAAGAUCACUCUCUCGUUCGUCGAGAUACCGAAAACAUGCUUUGUAUGCUAUGUGGGUAUGCACAGCCUGCAGCGCAGAACUGCAGACGGUGUGGCGAGCAAACUGCGCAGUAUUAUUGCGAAAUUUGCAAACUCUGGGAUAACGACAGCAAAAAGAGCAUCUACCAUUGCAGCGACUGCGGUAUAUGUCGAAUUGGACAGGGACUAGGAAAAGAUUUCUUCCAUUGCCAGACAUGCUCUGUUUGUCUUCCUAUAUGUAUUGAGAACACCCAUCGCUGCAUUGAACGGUCCACCCAGUGUGACUGUCCCAUAUGUGGCGACUACAUGUUCACUUCUCCAGAAACCGUCGUCGUCAUGCGAUGUGGCCACAGUAUACACCACAAGUGUCUCUCAGAGUACUCCAAAAGUUCCUUCCGUUGUCCGCUUUGUAGCAAAACUAUCACCAACAUGGAAUCGACGUUCCGAAACCUGGAUCGUACCAUCGAUAGCCAGCCUAUGCCUGACGAGUUCAAGGAUACCAAAGGCCUUAUUUACUGCAACGAUUGCGGUUCGAAGUCGGUUGUCAAAUACCAUUGGCUCGGCUUAAGAUGUGAUUUAUGUGAGUCGUACAAUACGGCCCAAAUUCGCAUUUUGCACGGAGAUAUGUCCACUCAAGCCGAGGAAGACUUCGGGCAAGACCUGCUUCCUCGGCCUCGAUCGUCUUCAUACACUGAAAACGAUGACCCGAUCUCCUCUUCCCUGGCAGCACUAAACGUCAAUAAUACAUCAGUUCCUCGUUCACGGCUCAGUGCGCCUAUGUCUACUGAACCCGUUAGACGAUUUUCAUCCUACAACAUUACACGAGGCCGUGCUGUCUCGCCCGUCGUUAGCAACUACUUUGGACUGCCGACUGAGCGUGAAUCAGAGAAACCUUCAUCUAUUCCCUUCUUUGGGGGACCAUCUCGUGGCGAGAAUGAGGAUUACGGUGCAUUGAAUUUCUUGAGCAAGAAGCUUACAUACCGAUAUGGACUGUUUGGAGGUGAGACUAAAUCAACCGAAAGCGUAUUGGAAACUGAGAAUGAAGAAGACGACGCUGAGUCUUCUGACUCGGCUGAAUCAGAUGGUUCUCCUGGUAUUGGGGAUGACGACGAGGAGGAAGAGGAAGAUCAAGAUGAAGAUCACAUUCAGAUUUUCGGUCAUCAGUGA